Molecule: messenger RNA, 1573 nt
Organism: Tetranychus urticae (two-spotted spider mite)
Lineage: Eukaryota; Metazoa; Arthropoda; Arachnida; Trombidiformes; Tetranychidae
Source: RefSeq, a predicted model, not a curated record
UAUAUUUUAUUGAUUGAUAAUAAAUUUCAACAGAUUGUCUUGAUUGGACACUGGUUUAGAAGCCUUGCUAGUUACGCCUUGUGUCCGUAUAACUAUACUGUUACCGUUUAAACUGUAAAAUUCGUGAUUCCUCCUUGUAGUUCACCAAGAUGUAACAAAAAAGCAAAAAACUCUGUGGAAAACUAAAUCUAAAAUUCAAAAUGCAAAUUAUCUCAACCUACUGCUGACAUCUAUGUCAACUAAAAUUAACUAUCCAUUCAAACUAAAAUCAGACGAUUCCCGAAAAAGCUGUAGUUUGGCCAUAAGUUUAUUUUACAAUGUUGAUUAACGAACUUCCAGAUGAUUGUUUACUCACCAUUUUUGAUUAUUUGAAUAACUUGGAUGAUUUAGUGAACUGCUUUAAAGUGUGUAUCAAGUGGAGUCAUUUAACUGCUCAGAGAACCAAAAAAGUUAAAUAUUUGCUUGGAGGUUAUCCGGAGAAUGGUGAUUGUGUUUCUUAUCGAGGAACAGAACCGAUUGAUGGAACUUGUCUUAGCACAUUAUUUCCGAAUUUAAAAAUUGCUGAAAUUUCUUAUAAAUUUGGUGGAAAAGUCAAACGCGAAGAUAUUGUUGCAUUGCUCAAAAAUCAAAAAUCUCUGAAAGGAUUAACUGGACGAUAUCAUGAAGCACUAUCCGAAUAUUGCGAUAACCUCGAAAUGGUAUCCUUCGAUUUAUUCAAUUCAAGCAGUCAACAUAAUGGUUCCAGUAUAAAACAAUUGUACAGAUGGACAAGUAUAGAUAGAUUCCAAAAAGACGUCCAUUAUUUCCCAAAUCUUGAAAGACUAAAUGUGCACUGUGAUUACGAAUACGACCUUUACACGGGUCCAGUAUUGGAAAAGCUCAAAAUACUUGAACUGUUCUCAUCAUAUCCUCAUGGCAUUUGUUAUGCUCUCAAGUUCAUGGAUUCAUGUCCAAAUUUGCAAAGUGCACAUAUUUUGCUGAAUGAUAAUCCAUUGUUUGUUGAUGAAACAAUAAGACUCGAAUGUUUACAAGAUUUAGUUAUAGAUUAUGAUUGUAAUGACCAAAACAAUUGGAAUGAUUUGAAAAGAUUGCUCAUGAAAUAUCCGAAUCUCAAACAUCUUGCGUUGAGGAAUCUACGUGGCAUAAAAGAUGAACAUAUCAAGCAAUUGGUUCACAUUUUACCCAAUUUGGUUCUAUUUGAUGUUUUUGGAUGUUAUAAUGUGACGCACAGAGCUGCUGAUUAUAUCAAAAAUCAUUGUAAACGAAAUGGAAGGGCAAUCAAAUUCUACUUCAAUGGGAAUGACUCUGAAAUCGAAUUAGAUUGGCCUCAGUUGUCCCCUGAACGAGAAAAAAUUAGUCGAGGUUUCGAUUUCAUGAAACAUUGUUUUCUCAAAGAUUUUCAUUACCUUCCACAUUUCUUAGUUCCUAUUGAUUAUUGAAACCUCAUAUUUAGAUAUUCAAACCAAGAUAUUUUUUUGAAAUUUUCAAUAACAAAUUAACACAAAUAAUCUCAAUAUACUGCUGACAUCUGUUUGAAUUAAAAUUAAAUCAUACUUUCUAAUGACCAAUCAAA